AGGAAGAGAGACAACUUCAAGCAAACAACCGGGAUUUUAAUGUGCAGUUUGAAUAUGCUAACAAUUCAAUUAAAACAUCGAAAUACAACUUCUUCACUUUCCUGCCUCUCAACCUGUUUGAACAGUUUCAGCGAAUAGCCAAUGCUUACUUUCUUUUCUUGCUGAUUUUGCAGUUGAUUCCUCAGAUUUCCUCGCUGGCCUGGUUUACGACAGUGGUGCCCCUAGUGCUGGUGCUGGCUGUAUCAGGAGUCAAGGAUGCCAUCGAUGAUUUUAAUCGACACAAAAGUGACAAACACGUCAACAACCGCCCAGUCCAGGUCCUGAUCAAUGGCAUGUUAAAGGAUGAAAAAUGGAUGAAUGUCCAAGUGGGGGAUAUAAUAAAACUAGAAAACAACAACUUUGUGACGGCCGAUCUACUGUUACUGUCAAGCAGCGAGCCACACAGCCUGACAUACAUCGAGACAGCUGAACUGGAUGGUGAAACAAACCUGAAGGUGAAGCAGGCACUGACAGUCACUGCAGAGCUUGGAGAAGAUCUUCAGAAACUGACAGAGUUCAAUGGUGAAGUCAAAUGUGAGGCACCAAAUAACAAACUGGAUAAGUUCACAGGAACUCUUACUCUUCGAGGAGAGAAGUAUGCCCUGGACAAUGAGAAGAUGUUGCUGAGGGGCUGUACGAUUAGGAACACAGAGUGGUGCUUUGGUCUUGUUAUUUAUGCCGGGCCAGACACCAAACUAAUGCAGAACAGUGGAAAAACAACUUUUAAACGGACGAGCAUUGAUCGGCUCAUGAAUGUCCUUGUGUUGGUGAUCUUUGCAUUUUUAGCACUGAUGUGUCUUAUCCUAGCCAUUGGCAAUGGCAUCUGGGAGUAUGAUAAGGGCUACUACUUCCAGGUCUAUCUGCCCUGGGCAGAAGGCGUCAACUCUGCCUCCUACUCCGGCUUCCUCAUGUUCUGGUCAUACGUGAUCAUUCUAAACACAGUGGUGCCAAUUUCACUCUACGUCAGUGUGGAGAUUAUACGCUUGGGUAACAGUUUCUACAUUGACUGGGACCGUAAAAUGUAUUAUCCGCUGAAUGACACACCGGCUCAGGCCCGUACUACUACACUCAAUGAAGAGCUGGGGCAGAUCAAGUAUAUCUUCUCAGACAAAACAGGAACUCUCACUCAGAACAUCAUGUGUUUCAACAAAUGUUCCAUCAAUGGCAAAUCCUACGGUGAUGUGUAUGAUAUGUCUGGGCAAAGGAUAGAAAUAAAUGAGAACACAGAGAAAGUUGAUUUCUCAUACAACCAGUUAGCCGACCCGAAGUUUUCCUUCUAUGACCACAGCCUGGUUGAAGCUGUGAAACUGAGUGAUGGCCCAACGCACAGAUUCUUCCGGCUGCUCUCACUUUGUCACACAGUGAUGCCAGAAGAGAAGAAGGAAGGUAACUUGGUGUAUCAGGCCCAAUCUCCUGAUGAGGGAGCCCUUGUCACUGCUGCCAGAAACUUUGGAUUUGUGUUCCGGGCUCGCACACCAGAGACCAUCACCGUUGUGGAAAUGGGAGAAACAAAAAUAUACAAACUCCUGGCUAUUCUUGAUUUCAACAAUGUUCGCAAGCGAAUGUCUGUUAUUGUGCGGAGUCCAGAAGGUGACUUGACUUUGUAUUGCAAGGGGGCUGACACGAUUCUUUAUGAACUGCUUCAUUCAUCCUGCGACUCUCUCAAAGAGGAGACCACAGAACACCUGAAUGAGUUUGCUGGUGAAGGUCUGAGGACACUCGUGGUGGCCUAUAAAAACCUGGAUGAAGACUACUUUCAGGACUGGAUCAGGCGUCACCAUGAAGCAAGCACUGCCUUGGAAGGACGGGAAGAUAAAUUGUCAGAAUUAUAUGAAGAGAUUGAAAAAGACCUAAUGCUGCUAGGUGCCACAGCGAUUGAGGACAAGUUACAAGACGGAGUCCCACAGACAAUUGAGACUCUUGGCAAAGCCAGCAUUAAGAUAUGGGUUCUCACUGGAGACAAGCAAGAGACAGCAAUGAAUAUUGGUUACUCCUGCAACUUGCUGCAUGAUGACAUGGAAGAUGUUUUCAUUAUUGAAGGCAGCACAUCUGAUGAUGUACUUAAUGAGCUGAGGAAUGCAAGGAAAAAGAUGAAGCCAGACUCCUUUCUGGACAGUGAUGAGAUCAACAUUCAGUUUGAAAAAUCUUCAAAAAAAACAACAGUUCUACCCGAUGAGCAAGCAAAUGGAGUGUACGGUCUGGUUAUCACUGGCCACAGCCUG
Pelecanus crispus (Dalmatian pelican) is the source of this 2261-nucleotide messenger RNA. The record is from RefSeq and is a predicted model, not a curated record. NCBI's taxonomy places the organism in Eukaryota, Metazoa, Chordata, Aves, Pelecaniformes, Pelecanidae.